Odontomachus brunneus is the source of this 4012-nucleotide messenger RNA. RefSeq names its product mediator of RNA polymerase II transcription subunit 25-like. The record is from RefSeq and is a predicted model, not a curated record. Gene Ontology annotation, cellular component: mediator complex; transcription regulator complex. Gene Ontology annotation, biological process: positive regulation of transcription by RNA polymerase II. NCBI's taxonomy places the organism in Eukaryota, Metazoa, Arthropoda, Insecta, Hymenoptera, Formicidae. The transcript has 15 exons. Bases 104 to 2713 code for a protein of 869 amino acids.
UAAACAAAUGCAAAUAUUGAGUUUGAUUUUAAUCUAUUUAACUAUUAUAUAUGUAAAAUAAAGUCAGCUGGUUAGGAUGUAAUAAAAGAAUAUACAAAAGACAAUGGUAAUGGGUCCUAUCGAAGGAAUGCAAGCUGAUGUUAUAUUUGUUAUUGAGGGAACAGCUGUUAACGGCGCAUACCUUAAUGAUCUUAAAAUUGGUUAUGUUGUACCAACAUUAGAAUAUUUUAAUCAAGGUGUCAUAGAGGAUAGAGAAUAUGUUUCAGAGAACACCACAACAUUGUAUGGAAUAGUAGUUUAUCAUGCUGCUGAUUGCUUGCCAGCACCUUGUACAGAGACUUUUGGACCUUAUUCAAAUCCUCAUAAGCUAUUGAUGAUGUUGGAUAAACUUGAAAUGAUUGGUGGAAAGGGAGAAUCCUAUGCAAAUAUUGGUGAAGGUCUUGCAACAGGAUUACAAUGUUUUGAAGAUUUGCAGCUGAGACGAGAGCCCAAUACAGCAUCUCAAAAACAUUGUAUCUUAAUAUGUAAUUCACCUCCAUAUCAAAUUAUGAUUCAAGAAACUUACAAGUUUGCUGGUCAUACCAUUGAACAACUAGCUGCUAUUUAUCAAGAGAGGAAUAUUAACAUCUCUAUUUUAUCACCAAGGAAAAUACCAGCAUUAUUUAAGUUAUUUGAGAAAGCUGGUGGUGAUUUGCAGUCGUCACAAACUAAAAAUUAUGCCAAAGAUCCGCGACAUUUGGUGCUUCUACGUAAUUACAACUUGAAAGAACGCCCCGUUAGUCCUGUAAUGGGUGGUAACGUUCAUAAUGUAGCGGCUACUGCUGCUCAAAUUCCUCUGAGUCCGUUACAGAGUAACGAUAGCCCAAACACGAACCAGGUGCAGCAAAAUAUCGCUCCGCCGAGCCAAGCGCAAGGUCCUCCCUUCAGAAAUCAAGCACCACAGAAUAUCACUUCUGUACAUCAAGCCGUGACACCGGCUAUGGCAGUUCCAAUGAAUGCUGCACGACCGCCUUACAAUCCACAGAUAGCCGCGCCACCGAAUUAUCACCCGACUGCAUUAGGUCCGAGGACCACGCAUGCUACUAGAUGGAUGCGACCCUUCGUAGCACCUGGUACAACUGCGCCUGCAAAUACGCAAAACAGCAGCGCAUUGAUAGCACAACUAACACAGCCGCCUUCGUUGGGGCUAAACGUUGGGGCUACAUUUGGCCAAAGAUUAGAUGGUAGCAAUAAUGUUAUGGCGCCUAAUCCACAACAGCAACAACAACUUACACAACAGCAACAGUUGCGAUUAACGAUGCAGUUACAGCAGCAAAAUGCCCAGCAACAAGCUGUAAUGUCCAUGGCCGCCCAAUCGACUCACAAUCAGCCAGGGUCACAGCUUACCGUAUCUUCUAUGAGCCAAUCUGUACCCACUCAAGUGCCACAAACUGUUGCGGUUUCGCAAGCACCAAUCUCAGCGUCCUCUGUAACGCAACAGAUUGCUCCACCACAGGCACAAGGAAAUGUAGCCACUGGCACUGUGCAAGGCCAACAAUUGAACGUGCAACGUGAACGUCAGAACAUCUGGCAAGGUGUUCUAGAAUGGUUAGAAAAGGCAAAAAAUCCUGCGGAUACACAAAAACAGACAAGACACGUUCCGUGUCAUGUAUCGGCUAAUUUUAAAAACGGAGAGCCAGAAUUAAAAGCGGAUACAUGGCCACCAAAAUUAAUAAUGCAAUUGAUGCCGAAGCAGUUGAUAGGAAAUAUCGGCGGCUCUUAUAUAAAGAAUUCCAAGUCCGUUAUUUUCCACCCAACACCGUGCGAAGCAUUGGAAUCUUUAACAAAAGUGAUGACCGCCGGGUUUGCUGGUUGCGUCCAUUUUACCUCAGCUUCAUCAAGUUCAGCUUGCGAGAUAAAAGUGCUCAUACUCUUAUACACCGCGGAUAAAAAAUCGUACUUAGGUUUUAUUCCAAAUGAUCAAACGGCUUUUGUCGAACGCCUGCGUAAAGUAAUACAACAGCAGAAAUCAUCUCAUGCCUCUAUGAGGCAAGCACAAGGCAAUCCUGGACCAGGGAAUACAAUUCCAGCACCCAUGCCUACUACAGGUGCGCAGGGAGGUAUUCUUAUGUCCCAAACGAACACUACGGCGAUGGGUGGUGCUCAGAUAACGCAAAGUGUUGUAUCUAGCAGUGCUCCUCAAAUGAAUAUGCAGAACAGCGGUAUUAGUGGACCACAGGCAAACGUUAGUGCUGGAGGUAUAAUAACCCAACAAAGGCCUCAAUUUGAUGAUCUAGAGAUCGCCAGACAUCAAAAUCUAUUAAAAAUUCAACGUCUGAGACAAACAUUAGAGGCUGCUCAACAGCAAGAAGCGCAAUAUAAGUCGCAGUUGGAAGUGAAUAUUCAACAAAAUCUGGAAGUGGCACAGCAACAAGAAAUGCAAUACAAGCAGCAGCUUGAGGCACAACAGGCACAAAGAGGCAUCAAUCCAGCUGCCAUGUCUAACCAACAGGCGAACGCUCAAAGAAUGAUGCGUCCUAUCUCUACCAACAGUAUUGGUCUCAGACACUUAUUACAACAAUCACAACCUCAAUAUAGACAAGUUUUCGGAGUGCAACAACAAAUCCAAGUCGGUCCAAGGGGACAGAUAGCAGCAAGACCAAUGGCACCAGCUAAUACGCAAAAUCAACAGUUCGAAGAUGUACCGAAUUAUGACUUUCUGAAUUGUCAGUGAACAUCUUAAAUUUAAUAUUUUUAACUUUUAAAUAGUCGAUGACGUGAAAAUUAUGCGUAUAGUGGACGUCGGGUCAAUCUCGACCCAUCGUUCCUGGGAAAAUGUCUAUUUUAUCUAAGAAUCAAUUUCUAGAUGUUACAUCUAAAUUUUGUAUCGCUUAUUAAGAUUUCUAAAAAUUAUUUUAUUUAGAAAGAAACGAUAUAUGUAUGUAUUCAUGUACUUAUUAUCGACCUAAAAUAUGGAUUUUGAGAUCUAUGUGAGUUCACUUGAAUCCAGCUAAGAUGUGACGUAUAUAUAGUAUUUUGAUACGUCAUUUUCAAUAGUAUUUUCGUUCGUUUACAUAUAGUUUCUACAACAUCGUUGUAUAUCGACGUAACGCUUUGUACUGAAUUCAAUGACACGCGUUAUUUAAGUAUCUGUACAUAUAAAAUUAUCCGUAUACAAUUUGUUAAGACAUUAAGAAAGCUCUGCAAAUUAUCCUAUACGACGGAUAGAAUGUACAAAAACUGUGCACCAAACUUUUAUAACGACUGCAACCUUUAUUUAUUAUUACUUUGUACAUUAACAUUAUAUAUCAGAGACGAGAAUUAUGAUAUUAAUCUUACAUGCUAUUUUAUACUUUAAGGAAGACAAGACCGUGUCAAACAAUCAAAAGGUGCGUUCAGAGAACACAAUGGUUAUAUAACCGUUAAGUGAUUAUCGCCUUUACUUAAAAUAUUCUUUCAGAUUCAUAAUAGAUCUGAAAGGAUAUUUCGAUAAUAUACUAACUCAACCGAUGUGUUCAUUGAACGUAGCUCAAGUGAUAUUUCUAUGGUACAUCCUUCUUCCGUAAUAACUAUAUACAUUAAUCUAGAAAAACGGAUUUUGAAAGGACGGUUGUAGUUUUUUGGAUAUCGAUUUAUCUGAGAUAAUCUAUAUAAAUAUUUCUUACAUAUCUGUAAAGAGCAAAGAUUAAUAUAGAUAUAAUCUUGGUGAGUCCAGAUCUCUAGAUAUAAUAUCUCUAGAUAUAACGGAUAAGUAAUGCAGAUAAAACCACCUUUGGCAUGAGAAACUGUUUACAUACUUACAGAUCGCGAAUCAAACUCGUCAGAAUUAUAUCUUUCUUAAUCUCUACCAUAUAAAGAAAAAUUUCAUUAUUCUUGCUCUAAUAUUAUUUUUCCAUUUAAUUAUAAGAUUUAUUAUACGAUCUUUAUACGCGUGCCCACCAUUAUUCUAGAACAUUGUAUGUUCAAAUAUUUAUAGACUUGGAACUAUAAGCUCUUUUUUACAACAUAUGAAUAUACAACAUAAUGAAUUUGA